Gossypium raimondii (Peruvian cotton) is the source of this 3024-nucleotide messenger RNA. RefSeq names its product receptor-like protein 32. The coding region runs from base 1 to 3024 and encodes 1007 amino acids. The transcript is spliced from 4 exons. Lineage: Eukaryota; Viridiplantae; Streptophyta; Magnoliopsida; Malvales; Malvaceae. Gene Ontology annotation, molecular function: protein binding. The record is from RefSeq and is a predicted model, not a curated record.
AUGGGAAAAUUUAUAUGGUUGUGUCAAAUCCGUAGUCUUCUCUUAGUGCUGUUCUUUCUUUCUGUUGUCGGUUGUUGUCUGGGCUUGUCUAUCUCUUCUCUUAAGCCAACUCCUUUAUGUCUACCAGAAGACGCCUCAGCCUUCCUCCAAUUCAAGAACACCAUGUCCAUUGAUUAUUCUAGUUAUGAUUCCUCUUGCUAUCCCAAAACAAGUUACUGGAAUGAAAGCACCAAUUGCUGUUCAUGGAAAGGAGUCAAUUGUGAUAAGGCAAGUGGUCAAGUGUUUGGACUCGACCUUAGUUGCUCUUUGCUUGUUGGCUCUCUUUCUCCAAACACUAGCCCUUUCCGCCUUCAAGGACUCAAACGGCUCAACCUUGCUUCCAAUGAUUUCAAUGCUUCUCCGAUUCAGUCCGGGUUUAUUCCAUCGGAUAUUUCUUUGCCAGCAAAACUGAUUUCACUUGAUCUUUCUCAAAAUAACCAUUUGAAAUUUGAUAGCCAUAGUUUGGCCAUGCUUACACGCAACUUAUCUAAAUUACAAAACCUUUUUCUUAACAGUGUAAAUAUGUUUGAUGUUGUGCCUACUUCCUUCAACAACUUGCCUUCGUCUUUAAAGCGUUUGCGUCUCGAGUUUUGUGAUUUAAAGGGGGAAUUCCCUAGUGAAAUAUUCCAGCUAGCGUACCUUGAGCAUGUUGAUCUAAGUUGGAACUCUUUAACAGGUUAUCUCCCUAAGUCCAAUUGGAGCAGUACCCUCAAGUACUUUAAACUUUACAAUAAUCACUUUGGAGGGUCCAUUCCUGCGUCCAUUGGAAACCUCACAAAAAUCACCUUUCUAGAUUUAUCCCUCAAUGAAUUCGAAGGUCAGCUUCCCUCAAUUCUGUUCAUCCUUAAACAGCUUCCCUCAGCUUCCCUCCCAACUCAUGUAACAGGGCUUCAGAAUUUGAAUGAGUUCUUUCUAAAUGAUAACUCGUUAACCGGAGGAAUUACAUCUUGGCCUUUUACUUUGCCAUCUCUAAAAUAUUUAGACCUUAGUAAUAACAGUCUAACCGGUCCAAUUGACAAGAUUCAAAAGCCUAAUUCAGUUCAAGAGGUUUAUUUGGCAUAUAAUCACAUGCAUGGGGAAAUACAAAGUUCGUUCUUCAAUCUUGCAAAUCUGAUCGAACUUGAUCUUUCAUCAAAUAACUUUAGUGGUCUCAUAAAGUCAGAUAUGCUUUUAAAGUUGAAGAACCUUGAAACACUCGUUCUUUCGUCAAAUAAUUUUAAUGGUGCCAUCAAGUUAGAUGUGCUUUCAAAGCUGAAGAAUCUUUCAAUGCUUGAGCUUUCACAUAACAAGUUGCUAUCAUUGAGUAGUGACGAUGGUGUUAACUCCACUUUUCAAAAGCUCGAGACUUUAUACUUCUCUUCUUGCAAUGUACAACAAUUUCCGAAUAUCUUGAGAUCAGCCAAAAGCUUGCGUUAUCUUGAUCUUUCUAAUAAUGCAAUUAAGGGUUCAAUUUUCAAAUGGGAAUCAGAAGGGGAGAAUUUUCAUAUCCUGGAUCUUCGUUCUAACCUACUCCAGGGUCCCCUUCUAGCUCCACUACCACCUUCAUUGGAAGAAUUCUGGAUUUCAAAUAACAAUUUUACAGGAGAAAUCCCUCCUCCUAUUUGUAAUUUGACUUUCCCUCAGAUUCUUGAUUUAUCUAGAAAUUACUUGGGUGGAAUAAUUCUGAAAUGUCUUGGAAGUUCGAGUUAUGGUUCCAGAAUCAUCAACCUACAAAAGAAUAUCUUUAAAGGAAAAAUCCCUGAUUUUUGUGCUGAUUACAAUGGUUUGAUAAAUCUUGCCCUUAAUGACAACCAGCUGGAAGGGCCAUUGCCACGAUCCUUGAUCAAUUGUACCUUUUUAAAGUUUUUAAAUUUGGCAAAUAACAAGUUAAAUGAUACUUUUCCCCGUUGGUUGGGUGCACUUCCAGCUCUGCAAGUUUUAAUCCUACGAUUCAACAGGUUUCAUGGUCUCUUGAACAUUUCCGGAGAUAUUAGACCAUCCUUUUCAUCAUUGCAAAUUGUUGAUCUCUCUGGGAAUGAAUUUAAUGGAGUCUUACCUACAACUUUCUUCCAAAAUCUAAAUUCUCUGAAGCAUGCAAGAAACCUAAGUGAACUAGUACAAGAAUCCGAUAAGGAAGGACUGACUCCGCUUUACGCAUUACAUUUCUAUGAUCAAGUUUCGGUCAAUGUAACAUGGAAAAAGUCAGAAAUGGAGUUGGAGUAUAUAAGAACGUUACCCAUUUUCACUGCCAUUGAUUUUUCAAAUAAUAGAUUCUCUGGAAAAAUCCCGGAGGCAAUUGGAGAGCUUCGUACACUUGAGGUGCUCAACCUGUCUCACAACAGCUUCACCGGUAAUAUUCCACCAUCGUUGGGGAACUUAGUAGAACUUGAAUCAUUAGAUCUUUCAUCAAAUAACCUCAGUGGCGAGAUUCCUUUUCAAAUGACAAAAUUGACGUUUCUCGAAGUGUUAACUUUUUCACACAACAAUCUUGUGGGACCCAUCCCCCAUGGAAACCAAUUCAACACUUUUGAGAAUGAUUCCUAUUACGGUAACUUGGGAUUAUGUGGCUUCCCCUUGACAAAGCAAUGCGGCAAUGGUGAGGGAUCGAAACCACCUGCACCGAAGCGUAAGGAAGCUAAAGGUUCUCCAGUAGCCUUUAUAUGGAAACUUGUGAUGAUGGGAUACGGAUGUGGAGUAGUGCUAGGAUUGAGCACUGGCUACCUUGUGUUCACCACUGGAAGGCCAUGGUGGUUUGUAAGAAUGGUUGAGAGAUAUUGGAAACCGAAUUUUACAGACAAGCCUUAUUCUUUCUUUUUGUCAUAUGUAGUGGUUCGAGAUCAGGAAGAUGCAGCCUUGCUACUGUAUGUUUUGGCCAGAAAUAGCAUGUUUUUGGAGUUCAUUUUCGUGUCCAGUGAUUUGAAGAAAGGAUUCAAGGUGGACUUGGAGGAUAACUUGCAUUCCUUCUUGUUCAAUUUGAUCAUACGAGUGUUUGCAUUUGUAAAUUAG